This is a messenger RNA of Symbiodinium sp. CCMP2592, 3183 nucleotides long. The record is from the annotation of a GenBank genome assembly. NCBI's taxonomy places the organism in Eukaryota, Dinophyceae, Suessiales, Symbiodiniaceae.
AUGGCGUCUAUGGUCGCCACCUAUCGCACCGAGUCGAAGCAGCUUCACCUGACUCGGUGGACAGACUUCGAGAGCCUUACGCCAGAGGAGCUGCAGCUCUCAGUGUGGGAGCGGCUUCAGCAGAGCAACAGCGCCAGCACUCAAGCGAAAGAUUCCGACGCCUUACGCUUCAUGCUUGUUUGGAUUCAAGAAACCUGGAGAGACAAAGAUUCAGACAAAGGGUGGACAAAGUGCUGGAGUCAGCUGGGGCAUCUGUUGGAGAAAUUGACGGAUGAAUGUCAAAGAUCUCAGAAAGGCGAGCACUGGAUCUUCGGUUUUUACGAGCCGAGGCCUGCCGCAAAGACUUGCGAAGAAAGCGUUCGCGACAUUUUUGUGCAGGGCCAAAGGCUCGUUCAGACCAUGGACAUUCCACGAUCUAAGCUUGCUUCUCUUGAUCUUCCUGCCAGUACAGUUCGUGACAUGCAGGCGCUGAUGUACCUACAGUCUUGGUUCGUCCCCCUUGCAGCCACGAAGAAUUUUGCCCUGUUGUGGGCAGGUUUCUGGGACGAAGACCCCACAAAUCGGACCACAAAAUCCGCACUGUUCCAGUUUGCCGAUGAAACGGACCAUGAUACAGUGCAUCCGGACAGCAUCAUGGGACGACUCAUCGAGGAAAGCCAGGACCUCAACGCCUGCUACCUAGAUGACCAGAUAAAUAGGAUGCUGCAGAACAUGUGGACUUUCAGCAGCAUGAGCUUCGUCUCGAACAUGCGGGCGAAGGCCCAAGGCACAGUCGUUGCAGUAGUCAACAAGGAUCUCACAGGGGUCCGGAAGCUGUCCGAUUCAGUGCUUUUUCAAUACGAGAUGCCGACGCUGGGAAUCGCAGCCUGGGGAUCUGGAGGGUGGUCCCCGCAUAUCGUCAUCUUGGACAUGAAAGGUACCUGCCAUGACACGAGCCCUUCCCUUCGGGCGCAGCUAGCCGCGCAUUUGCGCUCCUGGUCCGGGCUCAGGGCCAAGACAAUCAAAGACAAGACGAAGGCCUUCAUCAAGCAACUAGCGGUGCAUUUACCCUCCUGGUCCAGGUUCAGGGCCAAGACAAGCAAAGACAAGACGAAGGCCUUCAUGAAGCGGUCCCGCGCCAGCUGGGACUGCGUGGACUGUCCACCGGACUCGUGUAACCUGGACGCUGCCUUGGCCCAGCACAUCCGGCUCAUGGUGGAGGCGAAGAAGACGCAGGAUGAUCUGAACGAGAAGCUGUUCGAGGCUGUGGGGUGCACGGGCCGCCUACGAUCCGAGGCAGCAGAAAUUGCUAUCGACAGCAGGAUGAUGGUCACAGCAUGUAAGGCAUUAUAUCGUCAAUAUCAAGCGGGACAAAGACUCGAGGCGAUUCCGGAAGAGUUUGAUGCAAUCCAAGAGACUCUCAAAGAGCGGAAAAAUCGCCUGGCCCAGUCCAAAAUUCGGAGGAGCUUUGCACAGAGCAAUCGCCUGAGAGUCGUGGAGUCCCUGCUUGAUCGCAAGGCGGACCCCAACGCCAUGGAGCUAGAUGGCAGGACACCCCUCCACUAUGCCGUUGUGAACAAGUACCUGCAGAUCCUAGAGUUCCUUCUGCAACACAAGGCCGACCCGAACGCAAUGGACCAGGAUGGCAGAACGCCCCUACAGGACGCUGCCAAGGAGGGUCAUCUCGAGGCCGUUGAGCUUCUGCUCAGGAACGGUUCCGACCCGAACACCAUGGACAAGUCAGGCCAAAUGCCCCUAAUGGGCGCUGCCAACGGGGGUCAUCUCAAGGUCGUUGAGCUUCUGCUCAAGAACAAGGCCGACCCGAACGCCAUGGACCAGCAUUUUGGCAGAACGCCCCUACAGGACGCUGCCAAUGGGGGUCAUCUCAAGGUCGUUGAGCUUCUGCUCAAGAACAAGGCCGACCCGAACGCCAUGGACCAGUAUGGCAGAACGCCCCUACAGGACGCUGCCAAUGGGGGUCAUCUCGAGGUCGUUGAGUUUUUGCUCAAGAACAAGGACGACCUGAACGCCACGGACAAGUUCGGCAGCACGGCCCUGCACGACGCUGCUAAGGAGGGUCAUCUCGAGGUCGUUGAGUCUUUGCUCAAGAACAAGGCCGACCCGAACGCCAUGGGCCAGGAGGGCAGAACGCCCCUAUUGGACGCUGCCAACGAGGGUCAUCUCAAGGUCGUUGAGUCUUUGCUCAACAACAAGGCCGACCCGAACAAUGCCAGGAACAGGUUUGGUAUCACGCCCCUGAACAUCGCUGCCCACGGGGGUCAUCUCAAGGUCGUGGAGCUUCUGCUCAAGAACAAGGCCGACCCGAACGCCAUGGACCAGGAUGGCAGAACGCCCCUACAGGACGCUGCCAAUGGGGGUCAUCUCAAGGUCGUUGAGCUUCUGCUCAAGAACAAGGCCGACCCGGACGCCAUGGACCAGGAUGGCAGAACGCCCCUACAUUACGCUGCCAAUGGGGGUCAUCUCAAGGUCGUUGAGGUUCUGCUCAAGAACGAGGCCGACCCGAACGCCAUGGACCAGUAUUUUGGUUUCACGGCCCUGCACGACGCUGCUAAGGAGGGUCAUCUCGAGGUCGUUGAGCUUCUGCUCAAGAACAAGGCCGACCCGAACGCCAGGAGCAUGUUUCGCGGGCCGCCCCUUCACCAAGCUGCCAGCACGGGUCAUCUCAAGGUCGUGGAGCUUCUGCUCAAGAACAAGGCCGACCCGAACGCCAUGGACCAGGAUGGCAGAACGCCCCUACAGGACGCUGCCAAUGGGGGUCAUCUCAAGGUCGUUGAGCUUCUGCUCAAGAACAAGGCCGACCCGAACGCCACGGACCAGUAUGGCAGAACGCCCCUACAGGACGCUGCCAAUGGGGGUCAUCUCGAGGUCGUUGAGUCUUUGCUCAAGAACAAGGCCGACCUGAACAAUGCCACGGACAAGUUCGGCAGCACGCCCCUGCACAUCGCUGCCAAGGAGGGUCAUCUCGAGGUCGUUGAGCUUCUGCUCAAGAACAAGGCCAACCCGAAUACCACGAACGAGUUCGGCAAAACGCCCCUAGAAGUCACCACUAUGGAGCAUGCUAUGAAUGUCUAUGAGUACAAGAAGGGCCUCGCGCCCCUAGACGACGCUGCCAACAAGGGUCGUCUCCAGAUCGUUAAGUUGCUCGAGAACAAGGCCAAGUCUUGGCAGCGCGCCGCCACAUGA